Siniperca chuatsi (mandarin fish) is the source of this 1913-nucleotide messenger RNA. It is a transcript of the gene amdhd1, whose product is annotated as amidohydrolase domain containing 1. NCBI's taxonomy places the organism in Eukaryota, Metazoa, Chordata, Actinopteri, Centrarchiformes, Sinipercidae. The transcript is spliced from 9 exons. The record is from RefSeq and is a predicted model, not a curated record. The coding region runs from base 69 to 1367 and encodes 432 amino acids. Gene Ontology annotation, molecular function: imidazolonepropionase activity. Gene Ontology annotation, cellular component: cytoplasm.
UUUGCCUGUUCCCAAACUAGCUUAAAGCCAGUCUCUCUGAAGUAAGAGUCUGCCUGGGAUGAAUCAAAAUGUCCAGUAAUUACAGACUACUGGUGAAGAAUGCCAAACAGGUGGUUCUGAUCUGCAACAAUGGAGAGAAGUACAUGACCAAACAUGGGAUGCAAAAUCUUUGUGUGAUUGAAAAUGGGAGCGUAGUGAUAGGGAGUGAUGGGCUGAUUAAAGCUGUGGGGCCUGCGGAAAUCAUCAGAGCACAGUAUUCAGAAGUGUCCUUUGAGAAAGUGAUUGAUGCUACAGGAAUGUGUGUCCUGCCUGGGUUGGUUGACGCCCACACCCAUCCAGUCUGGGCUGGUGACAGGGUGCAUGAAUUUGCAAUGAAGCUGGCAGGUGCCACCUACAUGGACGUGCACCGGGCCGGUGGAGGGAUCCACUUCACGGUGGAGCACACUCGAGCCACCAGCUCCGUAGAGCUGCUGGCCUCCCUCAGCAGCAGGUUGGGCCGGAUGCAGCGGGCAGGUACUACCCUGGUGGAGUGUAAGAGCGGAUAUGGCCUGGAGCUGCAGACUGAGCUCAAGAUGCUGGAGGUGAUCGAGGAGGCCAGAAGGAUCCUGCCCAUCAACAUCUCCUCAACCUACUGUGGAGCCCACGCAGUGCCCAAAGGGAAGACAGUUGCAGAAGCCACAAAGGACAUCCUGCAGGUUCAGCUGCCACGGCUGAAAGAACAGAUGUCUGCUGGGACUCUCAGAGUCGACAACAUCGACGUGUUCUGUGAGCAGGGAGUGUUUGACCUCAGCUCUUCUCGCGCCAUCCUGCAGGCUGGCAAAGACAUGGGCCUCAACAUCAACUUCCACGGAGAUGAGCUUCAUCCUAUGAACUCUGCUCAGCUGGGUGCAGAGCUCGGAGCCUUAGCCAUCAGUCACCUGGAGGAGGUCACAGACGAGGGGAUCGCUGCCAUGGCAACAGCAAGAACCGCGGCCGUCCUUCUACCAACUACAGCUUAUAUUCUACGGCUGCCUCAGCCUCGGGCCAGAGACAUGUUGGAAGCUGGAGUUAUUGUUGCCCUCGGCAGCGACUUCAACCCCAACGCCUACUGCUGCUCCAUGCCAAUAGUCAUGCACCUGGCCUGUGUCAAUAUGAGGAUGUCCAUGCCUGAGGCUUUGGCUGCGGCCACCAUCAAUGCAGCCUACGCCCUCGGGCGCUCCCACACACAUGGCUCCCUGGAGGUCAACAAACACGGAGACCUGCUGAUCCUUAACACCACACGAUGGGAGCAUCUGAUCUACCAGCUGGGAGGACAUCAGGAGCUAAUCCGUUACGUAGUCAUCAAAGGCCACGUCAUCUUUGAUAAUGACAGAACCAUGGACUUAUAACCAGAGAAUAACCACCUCCUGACCGAUUCAGAUUAGUGAAAGGAACUAUUAAUAAUAUUAAUAGACAGCUACGGCAUGUAUUCAGCUGAGAUCUUAGGGGAAUACUUAGACAUUUUUUGGAAAUGCAUGUAUAUGUCUGGAAACAGGUAGCUAGUUUAGCGCUGUCCACUUCCUGGAGUCUCUGCUGGUUGCCUGGCAACCCAACGGAGACGACUAGACUGUUUCCCUAUUUCCAGUGUUUAUGCUAAGCUAAGCUAACCUGCAGCUGGCUGUAGCUUGUAUUUAACGCAUUGGGAACAUUUUGGGAAGCCGUACAGUAUUUCCCAAAAUGUCGAACUGUUUCUUUAUGUUAAUAUUAACAUAAAAUCAGCUGCCUGUCAAAGAAUGUGGCUCAGGCCAAUGAAUCAAUGUACUAUCGAAGCAGUAUUAACAACUCGUCUAGAAACUGACGUUUUGAGAUAAAUGCCAUGUUACCUGUUGAUUAUGUUAUAAUCGGUCUCUCUAUUCAAACACCUUCUCUUUUGUCAGUAAAAAGCAUUUUAUCAA